CUCCACUAUCUCGCGUCCCCUCCCCAGCUCCACAUCCAUCCCACGCACAUUCGACGCCGUCUCGCUGCUCGUGCGACACCACAGCGGGUGCCAACGCUGCCCAUCGAGCCCGCGUCCGCGCCCCACCGGCUGCUCUCCACAGCGCCGCGCCUUCUCCACACGCCGCCAUGGCGCUGCCCGCCUCCACGCCGUCGGGCGCUGCGGCCACGCCGAACGGCGCCAAUGCUGGCAGCAGCGGUGCAGGCGGUGAAGCUCCUGUGGUGCCAAGAGUCCCGCCGCCGCCACGGCGAGUGACAUACUCGCUGCCGCCGCGGCCCACGUCCGGCCUGCCCUACUUCGCCCUCCCGCCGCCAGGCCUGCCGCGGCAUGGCCGCUCGCAGCCGCUGCUCGAGUCGCUGCCGCCUGCGACGCCGCCCGCCGACGCCCAGACGUCGCGUGCGCCGCAUCCGCAGCACACGCUCCCCGUCACGAGCCUGGCACUCGACACGAGCACGUGCAUCUCGGACGACGGCUCGGACGGCCUGACGCCGCGCGGCAUCCUCUACACGGGCGCCCGCGACGGCCUCGUGGCAUCCUGGGAGCUCGGUCUGCCGAUGCGGCGCCGGGCGCCGCGUGUCGCACGCAGCUGGCGCGAUCGUGCAGACAUUGACGAGAACGGCAUGCGAGUGGAGCAGGGCGGCCGCAUGUCGGCUGAGGAUGAUGGAGACGAGGAGCCCGGGCCCAUCCCGAUGGAGCAGGCGUGGCAGGUGGAUCCGCAAAGGGCACGCGAGCGGCUGCCCAGCGCCAAGUUUCGGCAGUGCGUGCAGAGCCAUACGGAUUGGGUCAACGACAUGCUGCUGUGCAACAUGAACCAGACGCUCGUGUCUGCUGGAUCAGAUGGCUCUGUGCGAAUGUGGAACCCACACGAUGCUCGUGGCGCCGUGACGCCUGAGCUGCUCGGCACGCAUCUCGACUACGUGCGCGCUCUGACACAUGCGCGGGAGCCUGCCUGGGUCGCGAGUGGAGGCUUCGACUCGACAGUCAAGCUAUGGGACAUCCGCGAGACGCGCGAGGACCCCAUCAUCUCGUUGCCAGCGUCAGAGGUCAUGGCGUCUGUCUACGCCCUCUCCACGAACGCAGCCGGCACUGUGCUCGCUGGCGGCACGCCCGAGCGCGUGGUGCGGACAUGGGACCCGCGCAGCGGCAAGCGCAUCGCUUCGCUCAUCGGCCACACCGACAACAUCCGCUCGCUCGUCGUGUCGGACGACGGCCGCUACCUUCUCAGUGCCUCGUCAGACGCCUCGAUUCGCCUGUGGUCGCUGGGCGAGCAGCGCUGCCUGCACACCUUUACGCACCACAGCGAGAGUGUGUGGUCGCUGCACUCGUCGCACCCGACGCUCGACGUCUUCUACUCGGGCGACCGCAUGGGCUACGUGUGCAAGGUCGACUGGGAGCGCUGCGCCGAGCCGGCCGAGGGCGAGUGCGUCGUGCUCUUCAAGGACAGCGGCGAGGGCUCCAAGACGGGCGUGCCGCGCGCACGCAAGGACAACAUGGGCAUCCACAAGAUCAUCGCGCAGGACGAUGCGUACGUCUGGACUGCCGGCGGCAGCUCGUCCGUCGCUCGCUGGAACGACGUGCCUUCGCGCAUGUCUCGCGAGGCGCUCUACCCCAUCAGCAGCACCGUGGGCAACUCUAGCUCGCAGGCGCUACUUGGCGCCCCUCCUCGCGCCACGGACUCUCCCGCGCCGCCGGCUCCGUCGCUGACCAGCGCACUCAAGUCUGCGGGCGCAGCGCAAGGCAGUCCCUCGGCAGCAUCCGUCUCGUUCGCGCACAAGUCGAUGGACUCGCCUGGCCUGCGCUUCCAGGUGCCGUCGCACCUUGCUGGCUCAAACCUGCGCGCGGCGUCGGGCAGCCGUCAUCGCCACACGCUGUCCAGCGCGUCGCAGGCCACGUCGACAGACGUGCACGAGCUGGCAGGUGCCUCGCAACACCACCCCGCUGCCACGCUCUACGGCAUCCCCUUCGACUCACUGGUCAGCCUCGCGCCUCCAGCCAGCGAGAGCUACGCCGCCGUGACUGGCCUUAGCAGCAUGGUCUCGCGUGACCCUGACAGCGGAGGCGCCACGUCGCGCUUCAGCUCGCAGUUCCGCAGCACGCCGCCAUUCUCGUCGCCGUCCUUCGACAUCACGCAGCACAUGUCGCCUGCGUCCCCCAUCCCGGCAUCGCUGCUUAGCGAGACGACGCGGCCAAAGAGCACGCGUAGCGCGAGCAUCCGCUUUGCGCCCGAGCAAGAGCCGCUGCCCCGUGACAGCCUGGCGCGCGAGGCCUCGAACGAGGCUGCCGUCGUCGAUGACGAGGAGGCAGCGGAAGAUGCGGCCAUCGAGGCGCGGCAAGCAUACGAGGAGCGCGACGCUGCUCCCGACGCCAUCCCGCUCUACUCUGCUCCAGCUGAUGUCAUCGAGGGCACACAUGGCCUCAUCCGCACGUCGAUGCUCAACGACCGCCGCCACGUGCUGACCAUCGACACGGCCGGCGUCGUUGCUGUCUGGGACAUCGUCAAGGGCGCAUGUCUCGGCGUGUUUCGCACGCAGGAUGUUGUCACCGCCGCGCGAGACGCCGGCGACAUCGAGUUUCGCGACCCCAACUCAGACGAGGUGGCGCCGGCUGACGCGCUCAAUCUCGUGCGCGAGCGCAUCGAGGGCGAGGCGGCGACGCUGCUGUGGUGCACGGCCGACGUGCGCGGCGGCCUCCUCUCUGUGCAUCUCGAGGAGCUGCGCGCCUUCGACGCCGAGAUCUACCUCGACGACUGCGACUUCGUGCCGCAAGCUUUCGCCAAGGAGGACCAACGCAUCAACAUGGGCAAGCUCGUCCUGCGCAAUCUCUUCGACACGUUCGUCUCGAUGGAGUACAAGCUGCGUUCCGGCCCCUCGCCGCCGAUGCGGCCCGGACAACUCGCGCUUGACCACCCGAAGCUGCUGCACUCGCCGCCGUCGCAGAUCAGCAUCCCCAACGGCCGGACAUUUAGAGACCUGCAACGUACGCCGGGCAUGACGAUCGCCCUUGCCGAGCCGCCCAAGACGCCAGCGCUGCUGCCGGCCGGCGCCGCCCCGCUGACGCCUUCCGCUUCGCGCGGGCUUGCGAGCCUCACCUCGCGGACUGCUGCUGGGUCAAGCGGCGCAGGCGCUCCCGGAUCGCCCGGAGACUACUUCUCCCUGCCGAACCAGAGCGGCGCAGCGCAGCCUUCGACUCCGACCAAUGUCACGACACCCGGCGCGACCAGCCCGGCGAUCACCACGGCGGCGGCACCGACCAGUGGCGGACUCAUGAGCCGCCUGCGCAUCGGCAAGAAUCGCAAGGGCGACAAGAAUGCGGACGUGUCGGCAUCUAAGGCCGACGAGAAGCCAGAAGUUGCAAUCGUGGCGCCGGUCGAGGACAAGAAUGCCGCACUGCGCCAGCUUCUCUCUCAGCCGGUGCAGCCGGCGUCGGCGUCAGAGAUCCCGACCUACUCCUUCCUGGCCGACACGACGAUCCUCGUGGAGCAAGCGCCCGAGCCCGGCUCGUGGCAAGCGCAGUACCGUGGCCUCGUGCGGACAGUAGCUCAGGAUGCCGGCGCACUCGAGGCUGCUGCACCACUCUGGCUGCUCGACUUUCUGCUGCACAACCGCGGCCCGACGCGCGACCCGAGCAAGAUCAGCUUUACGCUCGCGCCGUGGAUUGCGCCCGAGCUGCGCGGACGUGCCGACGGCUUCGGCGGGUACGGCAACAUCAGCGGCUCGACGCCUGUGCCGCUCCCAGAGCUGCCGAGCGGUGGUGCACGUCUGACGGCCACACGCAUGCUGCGCAUCAAGAAGAGCUGCGCGUACGUGGCCGAGAAGCUGGAGCUGGCGCACACGUCGAGCUCGCGCAACCAUAGCAUCGCCGGCUCUCGGCGGCCGUCCGUCGACCCGACGUCGCCGCUGCACCGCGCCUCGAGCGGCCUGAGCAUGACUGCACUCGCCAAUGCCGCCAACGCAGCCGCCGCCAAGCGGCGCGGCGAGGCCUCGUCGCCGCCGUCGGCGGCCUCGUCGGUGCGCUCCAUGUCGCACCUGCCCGACGCGGUGGACCUCAUCGAGAUUCUCUGCAACGACAUCGUGCUGCCGCUCAACACGACGCUCGCCGAGGUGCAGCGCUUCUACUGGCGCUCCAGCGGCGACCCGGAGCUGCGCUACCGCUCGCGCAUCAUCAGCGCCUAGUCGCGCACCCCUGUCGCCUCUGGCCCUUCAUAGAGCUCCUCCUUCUGCUCCUCUUCGCACCCCCACUCCUUGCGCGGCACAUCCGCCGCACCCGACAUUUCCACCCGCUGUACUCUAAUGCCGUCCCUCUGCUGUCGUGAUGCACAUGCCUCGUUUGAG
Molecule: messenger RNA, 4370 nt
Organism: Tilletiopsis washingtonensis
Lineage: Eukaryota; Fungi; Basidiomycota; Exobasidiomycetes; Entylomatales
Product: WD40 repeat-like protein
Exons: 5
Coding region: 168-4211 (1347 amino acids)
Biological process (GO): protein deubiquitination; double-strand break repair via homologous recombination
Molecular function (GO): ubiquitin binding
Source: RefSeq, a predicted model, not a curated record